AUGCUUGCUGUCGAACGCCCCACGCCGCCAAAGACUGUUUCUGGCAACUCAGACAACAGGCCUGAGGAAAAACCAGAGCACACUGGACCGGACGUCAUCCAACCUCACCCCCUUAUCGAUGAUCUCCUGCCUCAGCAACUGGGCCGUGGCGUCCUCAUUCCACUGAAGACGACACUGGAAAUCCGUCAAGACCAUACCAUAGUUCAAGCCUUGCUUACCAGAGCUCCUGCCAAAUCCACCAAUGAUGUCGUCAACCUUAUCCGCUCGAUGCUUCCUGACGGCGUGGCUAACAGCUUGCCUCACUUGCGACGAUGCGCUAAACCAGCUGAUAUUCCUGCUCACCUUAAGACGCAGUUCAUGAACGACUCGCCGGAGGGACGCCAAGUCCACACUGGCAAAUCGACUUGGAUUUACAUCAUGCUUGGCGAAGAGAAAGACUUUGACAGAGAGAAGUUGAUCGCAUCCCUGACUGCUAUAGAGGGCAUGGACGAAAAUCUCUUCCUGACUAGCAUCCCGAUUCCAUUGGUCCCGCCUACCUCACAGGUUCAAGCGGCCAUGUGGACGUCGCAGUUCUGGCCUACAGUGUACAGGAAGAACAAUCCUCUUGGGCCCCACCCUAGCAUGGUGGGCCGCUCAACCGAUACCAUCAGGGACGAGACGUCCUUGUGGAUGUCCGUUGCCCAUCGUGUUGCUCUCCAGGCCAAGCAGGCGGGAAUCGGUGAACCCAUGGGUGCAGUGAUUGUUCAGCGCGAGGGCGGCAAGUCUGAGCUGGUAGCAGUUGCCGGAGAUGCUCGUUGGCACCAGGAGCCCAACAGAAGCGGUGGCGGCAAUCCUAUGGGCCAUUGUGUUCUCAGGGCUAUUAGCAUGGUCGCGCAGAAGCUUGUGCGACAUGAAAGACGGAUGGCUGGUCUUCCCAAUGAUUCGCCUACUCUUGAAUUUGACAUGUUCCAAGACAAGCCACUCGUUGAAGACGAGAAGAGAGUCUUCGAAGAUGAGCACCCUAAUGCAGAUGGCUACCUGUGCCACGGCAUGGAGCUUUACCUGACCCACGAGCCUUGUGUUCAGUGCUCUAUGGCUAUUCUGCAUUCACGCAUGGGCAAGGUCGUCUUCGCGCAGCGAAUGCCGCUUACCGGAGGCAUGUGCUCGGAAGACCGCGGACAUGGCCACCCGGAACUGGAAGGCUGCGGCGGUGGAGAGGGACUUGGUCUAUUUUGGAGACGCGAGCUGAACUGGAGUUUGUUGGCGUGGGAGUGGGAAUCGAGCGAUUGUGUGGAACCUUUGCCGCCGGUUGAUCACAGUCACCAUGCUUACGACCGACGUAUGCGGCUACAAGCUCCCUGGGCAAAGACCGUUAACCAUCACCUCCUCAAGCCGAGAGCUCCCAGAACAUCCGCACCCCCGGCGCCCCCACCGACCCUGACUAUAAGAAGCGCAAGUAGCUCGGAAGCUUGGUGGAGCACAAGGGCUAAGCCAGACGAGCAACCCGAGGGAGUUUUUAUCAUCCUACGACGCCUACUUGACGACAUGCCUGCCAACAAGAGGGGAGCUCCCUCCGCAAGUGAGCCGAGCGCGAAGAAGCGCAAGACGGACCUGAAAAAAUGGUAUGCCGUCAAAGUCGGCAACAGGCCGGGCGUGUACGAGACUUGGGCAGAAUGCCAGGCGUUGACUGCAGGGUUUCGUGGAGCUGUUUACAAGUCUUUCCUGUCCGAAGAAGAGGCGAAGGCGUUUGUGGCAGGAAAGAAGAUACCCAAUUCGAGCGGGAAGCCGGAACCGGUGAAGUACUACGCUGUCGCACGCGGUAGUUUUACGGGCAUCUUCAACGACUGGGAGAAAGCCUCCUUGGCCAUCGCGGGGACCAAGGGGCCCAAGUAUAAAAAAUUUGAAAGGCUCCAUGACGCGGUCGCUUUCAUUCAACAGUGGGGAGACGAGGCUACCAUCUCUAAAGUCCUCGCCGCUACCGGCAUGGGGCCGACUGAAGAGGAUGAAGAUGAGGACGAUGACGACGACGACGACGACGACGAAGACGACGACAGUGCAGAGUCGGGCCUGGCACAGAUAUACACAGAUGGCAGCAGUCUGGGCAACGGAAAGGUAGGCUCCUCGGCUGGAGUAGGUGUAUACUUUGGACGCAAUGAUGCCAGAAACAUCUCAGAACGCCUCGAAGGCGAGCCUCAGACGAACCAGCGCGCAGAGCUCACUGCCAUCCUACGUGCGCUCGAGGCGACACCGGCCACGCAGGGGGUUCAGAUUCUGACUGACAGCAAAUACUCAAUCAACUGCGUGACGGCCUGGUAUAAGAGCUGGGAGAGAAAUAACUGGCGAACGUCUACGCAAGAGGACGUCAAGAACAAGGACCUGGUGCAAGCAAUCCGCAAGAAGAUUACCGAGCGCGAGGCCGCGGGCACGCAAACCGUCUUCACCUGGGUCAAGGGGCACGCGAACACGGCGGGCAACGUGGCGGCGGACCAGCUUGCGGUUGCGGGUGCCAGAAAGCCAUUGCCGACCACCAAGGGCCGCCGGAAGCUGAAGACGGAGAUUGACGAAGAUUUCGAGACUCAGCUAUUGUUCUGA
Messenger RNA from Colletotrichum truncatum, 2571 nucleotides. RefSeq names its product RNase H domain protein. NCBI's taxonomy places the organism in Eukaryota, Fungi, Ascomycota, Sordariomycetes, Glomerellales, Glomerellaceae. Gene Ontology annotation, molecular function: nucleic acid binding; RNA-DNA hybrid ribonuclease activity. Gene Ontology annotation, biological process: DNA replication, removal of RNA primer. The record is from RefSeq and is a predicted model, not a curated record.